AUUACUAAUUAUUAUAAUUUGAAAAUUGUUAUUAUAUUAUAUAGAUACAAAAUAUAUGUUGAAGGAUGGGCAUGGUCAGUUAGUGAGAAAUACAUAUUUGCAUGUGAUUCCCCAACAUUAUACAUAGAGUCUCACUUCUAUGAUUUCUUCAUAAGAGGAAUGAUCCCACAACAACAUUAUUGGCCUAUUAGUGAUAAUGACAAGUGUAAAUCUCUCAAAUUUGCUGUUCAAUGGGGAAACAAUCACACUCACAAGGCAGAAGCAAUAGGAAAGGCAGGAAGUGAAUUCAUUCAUGAAGAUAUGAAGAUGGAGCGCGUUUUCGAUUACAUAUACCAUCUAUUGAAUGAAUAUGCAAAGUUACAAAGAUUUGAUCCAAUUGUUCCUCAAAAUGCUACUGAAAUAUGUUCAGAAUCAUUGGCAUGUCCAUUAGAUGGUUUGUGGAGAAAGUUCAUGGAAGAAGGUUUAGAGAAAUCUCCAAGUUAUAGUGAUCCUUGUAUACUUCCACCACCUUAUGAUCCUCAACAACUUAAGACAUUUGUUGAACAAAAAGUUAAUGCAACAAAGCAAGUGAGGUCAUGGGAGAGUGAGUAUUGGUCUAGUUUAAACAAGAAGCAAUAGGGUGCCCUUUUUGUUAUGUUAGUCAAUUUGCUUAUUGUAUCCCUUAUGUACUAUCUUGAUUUUGGUGAUUUUGUUUACAAAAUGAUACUUUUUCUUGUGAUAGACAAUGUAUUAUUA
This is a messenger RNA of Solanum lycopersicum (tomato), 735 nucleotides long. The record is from RefSeq and is a predicted model, not a curated record. NCBI's taxonomy places the organism in Eukaryota, Viridiplantae, Streptophyta, Magnoliopsida, Solanales, Solanaceae.